Penicillium manginii is the source of this 279-nucleotide messenger RNA. RefSeq lists its product as uncharacterized. The transcript has 2 exons. The record is from RefSeq and is a predicted model, not a curated record. The coding region runs from base 1 to 279 and encodes 92 amino acids. NCBI's taxonomy places the organism in Eukaryota, Fungi, Ascomycota, Eurotiomycetes, Eurotiales, Aspergillaceae.
AUGGUGUGGAGUAGUGAUUUGUAUUUUGGUGGGACGGAGGCGGGGAGUUUGGUUCCCGGAAAUCAUGUUGGAUCCAGGUAUACCAAGAACACGAUCCGUCAAGGCUCCAGAACCCUGAUCACUGGAACUAAUGGAUUUAUUGGUUCCCAUGUGGUCGAUCAACUAUUGAGCUUAGGCUACUUGGUCCGCGGUACUGUUCGAGAGUCUAAACCCUGGUUGAAUGAACUCUUCGACCAACAAAGGCAAGUUCGAAACGCGCAUUGUCUCGGACCUGACUAG